Molecule: messenger RNA, 933 nt
Organism: Symbiodinium necroappetens
Lineage: Eukaryota; Dinophyceae; Suessiales; Symbiodiniaceae
Source: the annotation of a GenBank genome assembly
GUACAGAUUCACUUCCGAUUGUACGAAGACCAGGGAAAGCUCUUCAUCAGCCACCUGGUUCCGGAGAGGGAGCGCCUUGAGUCUUUGCUCUUCAAGCUACAACCGACAAGGUCUGCGGUCGGGGAGGCAAUGGCCUUCUGCAUGGAGCAAGCCUCGGUGCACGGUGCCAUGCUGGCGCACGUCCUGGUGGCUUCGCUGACGCUGCCAGGCCUGGCCCCUGCCUCCGUCUUGGCACGUCUCUUCCUGAUCAGUGAUGUUCUCUUCAACUCCAGGUGCUCGGCCAAAGGUGCCGCCAGAUACCGCUCUCUUUUCGAGGAGUUGUUGCCAGAUGCAUUCGAGAAAGUGGGGCAGUGGCUGCCGGGUCAGGAAGCGGCUGAGGCAUCUUCACGCAGCAUGUUGGAUGCUUGGAGGACAUGGGAAGUGUUUCCCUCCGUCUUCUUGGAUGGCUUGGAGGCCUUGCUCCUCUCAGCAAUACCUCCAUCCUUGGAGGCCUGUCUUGCUGCAGAGGCAGAGGGCCUACUACGGCAGAAGCUGGAGCGAUGGGCCUCAGCGGAAAUUUCACCGACAGAGGUGCGGCAAGGCGCUCGGUGCCGUGGUCUUGCAAACGCGCAGCUGCCGGUGGCCCGCUGCCGACUGCGGCUUUGCCACUGCGAGCGCUAUUGGCAUGGACGCAUACAGGUGCCGGAUCUCCAGGAGGCCGAGGAGGUGCAAGAGGCCUCCCCGGAGUUGAUGGACGUGGAUGAUGCGUGCAGCAUUGACGGCGACCCGGCGGAGGGCGAAGAGGUCGUUCAGGCCGCGAGCCAGUGGCCCGUGCUUGGACUCACCGAGUGGCCCCUGGGCAUUGGCAUGGACCCAGGUGCUCUGCCAGAUAUCUUUGAGCCCAAGUCCUUGACAAGCGGCACCUGCAAAGUCAAAAAGCAUUCGGAUUCUUGA